AGGGGUGUUGCUAUUUCCGGACCCGGCCUCGACUUCUGGGCAAAGGGAACUGCAAUUCCCAGCGCGCCCUGCGGCCUACAGGUCCCGGUAGGCGUUGUAGCUGCGUUUAAGGCUCUGGCUCCGACGUGGUGACGAAUGUAGUUGCCACGGAGUUGCGCAGAGUAUACCUAAAGUAGUGGGACGCAGAGGCUGCAAGUGAGGCUACUGCAGGGUCCUGCUAUGUAGUUCAGGCUGGCCUGGAACUAUGUAGCCUCAGCUCAUCUCAAACUCGCAGUGAUCCUCCUGCCUCAGCCUCCCAAGGACUGGGAUUUCAGGGAGUAUUUCCAUUUUAACAGGGAACAAUCCCUGAACCAAAAGGAAUGAAUCUCUAAUGGUGGAGUUUCAGGCAUCAGUGACAGGCUGCACCCAGACCCCCAGGGCCGGUGCCUGCAGGUGACAAAUGACGGCCUGAACUAUGAGCAAGCAAGGCCACAUGAACUCUUCAGUGCAGGAGCCCCCUCUUGACUACUCCUUCAAAAGCAUCCAUGUUAUCCAAGAUCUGGUCAGUGAGGAGCCAAGAACAGGGCUACGACCACUGAAGCAUUCAAAGUCCGGGAAGUCACUGACCCAGUCCCUGUGGCUGAACAACAAUGUCCUCAGCGACCUGAGAGAUUUCAACCAGAUGGUUUCACAGCUGCUGGAGCACCCAGAGAACCUGGCCUGGAUCGACCUAUCCUUCAAUGACCUGACUUCCAUUGAUUCUGUCCUAACGACAUUUUUCAACCUGAGUGUCCUCUACCUUCAUGGCAACAGCAUCCACCACCUGGGGGAGGUGAAUAAACUAGCUGUCCUCCCUCGGCUCCGGAGUUUGACACUCCAUGGGAACCCCAUAGAGGAAGAAAAGGGGUAUAGGCAGUAUGUGUUGUGCAGUCUGCCCCGUAUCACCACGUUCGACUUCAGUGGGGUCACCAAAACAGACCGAACCACAGCUGAGGUCUGGAAAUGCAUGAACAUCAAGACCAAGAAGGCACACUUCAAGGAGAAUGCACUCUGAGCUUCCCUUGGGACUACAGCCUCGAGGACAGUCAGCCUGGCUGAACAAUAAUAAAUGAUUUGAGCUGUUCAGCAGA
Molecule: messenger RNA, 1109 nt
Organism: Heterocephalus glaber (naked mole-rat)
Lineage: Eukaryota; Metazoa; Chordata; Mammalia; Rodentia; Bathyergidae
Gene: Lrrc51
Product: leucine rich repeat containing 51
Molecular function (GO): protein binding
Source: RefSeq, a predicted model, not a curated record